CUGUAGCAACUGCUCCCUCCUCUGUUCCAUCUUCCAGCUCUUCUCUGUCCUCAGCUGCUCCAUUCUACCAUCCUGCCAGUAUCCAAACCGGUGAGCCUGCCGUCUGAGAACCUGCCUUCCGUGGUCCAGCCUGAUGCCUCCACCCAGCCUGAUGCCUCCAGUGAUGCAGUCCUGAUGCCUCUACCCAGCAUGAUGUUUCUACCCAGCCUGAUGAACUGAUCCAGCCUGAUGAUUCCAUUAGGCCAGUUGACUCGAUGCCCGCUGUCGAUCCAGAUGAUCCGGUACCUGAUGACCCAGUACCCGCUGUCAUGCCUGGUGACCCGAUGCCCGCUGUCGAGCCAGACGAUCCAAUGCCUGAUGACCCAGUGCCCGCUGUUAUGCCUGGUGACUCAAUGCCUGCUGUCGAGCCAGACGAUCCAAUGUCUGACCCAGUGCCCGCGGUCAUGCCAGUUGACUCGGACCCACUGUCGUGCCUGGUGAC
Staurois parvus is the source of this 481-nucleotide messenger RNA. Lineage: Eukaryota; Metazoa; Chordata; Amphibia; Anura; Ranidae. The record is from the annotation of a GenBank genome assembly.